GGCGCGUCAGUCAGCAUCGAGCCGCCGAGUCGGGAGUACGUCGUCGUGUCAUUGGGGGUUAGUCGCGCGGUGCGUGUGAGUGUGUGUCUGUGCGACUGGUCGCGGGGCGUACUUCAAGAGGGUCGAUCUCGCGGAACGUGCUCCGAGAGGAAGAAAGACGCGAAGUGCGGCCGAAGAUGAGUGGGAUGCUGAAGUUGUCGUUGCUGCCGAGGAGUCUGUCCGGAGCGACGGUUUUGAACAAGUUGGGACUGCCAUUCCUCAGCAAUCGCAAGCUGCACCACACACCGGACGGUCGAGCGGCAAAGAUCUCCGAUGCAAUCUCCAAGCAGUAUCCGUUGGUGGACCACACAUACGACGCGGUGGUGGUGGGAGCCGGUGGUGCCGGUCUUCGAGCGGCCUAUGGCCUCGUAGCUGAAGGUUUCAAAACUGCGGUGGUCACCAAACUAUUCCCGACGAGGUCGCACACAGUCGCCGCCCAAGGCGGCAUCAACGCCGCUCUGGGCAACAUGGAGGAUGACAACUGGCAGUGGCACAUGUACGACACUGUCAAGGGAUCGGACUGGCUGGGCGACCAGGAUGCCAUUCACUACAUGACCCGCGAGGCGCCCAAAGCUGUCAUCGAGCUGGAGAACUGCGGCAUGCCGUUCAGUCGAACUAACGACGGCAAGAUCUAUCAACGCGCUUUCGGUGGUCAGUCGCUGAAGUUUGGCAAAGGCGGCCAAGCUCACAGAUGCUGUUGCGUGGCGGACAGAACCGGCCACUCUCUGCUACACACGCUCUACGGCCAGUCUCUGAGCUACGAUUGCAACUACUUCGUCGAAUACUUUGCCUUGGACCUGCUGAUGGAGGAUGGAGAAUGUCGAGGAGUGAUUGCGCUCUGCUUGGAAGACGGAACGCUUCAUCGCUUUCACGCCAAAAAUACGGUACUUGCUACUGGUGGCUACGGACGCGCGUACUUCUCCUGCACGUCCGCGCACACCUGCACCGGAGACGGUACCGCCAUGGUCUCCAGAGCUAAUCUGCCCAAUCAGGACUUGGAGUUUGUGCAAUUUCAUCCCACAGGUAUUUAUGGCGCCGGAUGUCUGAUCACGGAAGGAAGCCGUGGCGAAGGUGGCUACCUGAUAAACAGCGAAGGCGAAAGGUUCAUGGAGCGUUACGCGCCGGUGGCAAAGGACUUGGCAUCACGAGACGUAGUAUCACGAUCCAUGACUAUGGAGAUUAGAGAGGGCAGAGGCGUCGGACCAGAGAAGGAUCACAUCUACUUGCAGCUGCACCACCUGCCACCUGAACAGCUGGCCGCUCGGCUGCCAGGAAUCUCAGAGACGGCAAUGAUCUUCGCAGGCGUCGACGUGACUCGAGAGCCCAUUCCCGUUAUACCCACGGUCCAUUAUAACAUGGGCGGCGUACCGACAAACUACAAAGGUCAAGUACUGACUAGGCAGAAUAAUCAGGACAAAGUAGUACCCGGAUUAUACGCGUGCGGCGAAGCGGGUUGCGCGUCCGUUCACGGCGCUAACCGACUGGGUGCCAACUCUUUGUUGGAUUUGGUCGUCUUUGGACGUGCUUGUGCUAAAACUAUUGCUCAAGAGAAUAAACCCGGUGAAGCGAUCGGGCCUCUGAGAUCUAACUCUGGUGAAGAGACGGUGGCUAAUUUAGAUUGUGUGAGAAACGCCAAAGGCUCCAUUUCCACCGCGGACCUGCGGUUGACUAUGCAGAAGACCAUGCAGACGCACGCAGCGGUCUUCAGAAUGGCCGAGACUCUGCAAGAAGGUUGUCAGAAGAUGACCGAUCUUUACAAGAAGCUCGAUGAGUUGAAAGUAGCGGACAGAUCUCUGAUAUGGAACUCCGAUUUAGUAGAGACGUUGGAAUUGCAAAAUCUCAUGAUUAACGCGAUGCAAACGAUCAUGGGGGCAGAACAGAGGAAAGAAAGUCGCGGCGCUCAUGCCCGCGAGGAUUUCAAGCAGAGAAUUGACGAGUACGACUACAGCAAGCCGCUCGAGGGCCAAGAACCGAAACCGCUCGAUCAACAUUGGAGGAAGCACACGUUAUCGAAGAUCAAUCCAAAAACAGGAGAGGUGUCACUCGAGUACAGACCAGUGAUCGACGUUACGCUUGACCAACAGGAAUGUGCGACGGUUCCACCAGCGAUUCGUUCCUACUAGACUAAUUUUAAAUGGACAAUCGAUCGAUCCAUCAUCCUAGAACUCAUUUCACCGACGAAUUUCAGUCACGCGAUCGUCCCGCGAUUGUAAGUCUAAUGAUCAUACUUAGACCGAUGUAUUCGGAAUCGUCGACGACGACGACGAUUUUUUCGUACUGCUGCUACUUACUACACUACGUGGUAACAGACCUUAAUUUAUUUUACAUACAUACACACACAGAAAAAGAAACAUACAUACAUACACACGAACUUCAUCGUGCACCAAAGUUAAUUCUUGUCAUCGCUUGCGCGCGAGUCGCGAGCAGGAUUAGUGAUCCUUGUAGGAUACCGGUGCCGAGUAUUAUCUUCUCGUGGUCACCCGCAGGGAUGAUUACGCACGAUCCUCGUUCAGCGGAUCGGUGUUCAGUUCGCGUGAAGUAAUAGUCGAAACUAGAAUGAACGGAGGGUGGAGCUCCGGGUAUACGUGGGCCUUUUAAGGAUAGAUGUUUUUGUAAUGUAAGACGUCCGGUUGCAACGUGUUUCUCCCACAGCGCUCAAGAUCUCGAGCACGGUGUAACGUACCAUCGCGUGCAAUAAUACGCUCGGUGAUAGCGCAGCAUCACCGGUGGACUUAGUCGAGCGACGUGUCGCUCAACGUGGAGUCACGAUCAACGAUACGUGUACAGGUUUUCUUAAGAACUUGUGCUGCCCUCGAUAGCAGUAGCAGAGUUUCUAAGUCAACCUCUCGUUUCUUGCGUGCGUCCAUCGUAAAAUCCUUUCAAGGUAUUUGUUCUUAUUUAUAUUUAUUUGUGCACAUGAAAACUGGUAUUUCAUGUUCAUUAUUCUUGCACACGACGGUACGGUUCGAUGCCGUGCUGCUGUACUUUGAUACGAUUGUUGUUUGGCGUUUGUCGCUGAUACUUAUACAUAAUACUGCAGUUUUACCAUCGCGGAAAAUACGCAGAAUCAUGGAAAGAAUUUAUUUUUUAGAUACAUAUUUUCUUGCAGAUUUAUGGAAUUUGCGGAUUUACGGAUUUGCAGAAUCGGUUGAUACAAAGAAAAGUAUGAGUCAAUCUUGUAGUAUCGAAUAUUUGUUGGAAAUGUGAUCAUCUUAUCAAUCAAUCUCUCGUGCUUCAUUUUUUUUAAAGUGAAUCAUGGAAUCAUCAUCAUAAAUAUCCUUUACGCGCAAACAUGAUUAUGAGCACACACUCCUUAAAAGGUUGUGAAACGGUAUGCUAAUUUCGUUGCGGUCGAAUACUUAAAUACUUUACUGAACGAUAAUAUGGAAACAGUAUUAAUAUUAAGUAAUCCUGUCUGAAUAUAUUUUUGUAUACAUAUAUUUAUAUAUGUAUAUAUUUAUGUACAUAUGUCUUUAUUUUACUUUACUUCAGUUUACAAUGCUAGGAAGUUCUUAAGUUUUACUUUAACCUUAUUUUUAUAUUUUUCCUACACCUCCAACUUCUUUCUUUUCCUUUUUCUUUUAUCCUAAUUGUUUCUUAAUCCUACUUCUUUUCCUUUUAUCUUUUAUUCUAAAUAUUUUUUAUCCUAUAGUUGGCAAAUUUCAUCCCUUGGAUUUCUUAUGCUUAGAUUUCUUAUUCUAGACUCUCUUGUCAUGCCUUCCGAGAGGAGUGCGAACGCCAGAAAAUUUUUCGAUUUCUCUGGGAAUCAAACCCGGGACCUCUCGUAUGGUAUAAACUGAGGCCUUAUUCUCGAAAAAUAUCGCAUACGAUAUUUCGAUAAAAAGCUAUAAUAUACGUCACAUGAACUAUAGCUUUUCAUCGAAAUAUCGUAUGCGAUAUUUUUCAAGAAUACGGACCCUGAUGUGCGGUCUACUAUGCUACGCUCGCACUCUUUUAUGUACAUAGGUAUACAUAUAUAUUUGUAUAUAUACAUAUAUGAAAGCUAUACACACUAGAAAAGAGGCUAACAUUUAUGAAUUUGUUAUAAUAUAUGCAAUUAUUUCGCGAAGAAAUAAUUAUAUAUUUAUCUCGAUUUCGCUUGUGUGAUAUCUAAACAAUUAGUGAAUUAUAAUUUUAUUCAUAACAUUUUAAUUCCAUCGAUUAAAACUGUUUCCAUGUUAUCCCUGAUAGCGUAUUACUGAUAUUCGGUAUUUCGUAGAAGGUGAAUUUAAAUAAAAACAUUAUUAAAAACUAGAAUACUGCACAGAGAGAUAUGAAAUACUAUAGUCUCGGUCUGUAAAAAUCGUGCGAGCAUGAUGGACAAAUGUACAUAAAUCGCGUAGAAUGUCAAUAAUAAAGCGUUGAUUACACCUUUUA
Odontomachus brunneus is the source of this 4416-nucleotide messenger RNA. RefSeq names its product succinate dehydrogenase [ubiquinone] flavoprotein subunit, mitochondrial (gene SdhA). The record is from RefSeq and is a predicted model, not a curated record. Gene Ontology annotation, biological process: mitochondrial electron transport, succinate to ubiquinone; tricarboxylic acid cycle. The coding region runs from base 177 to 2162 and encodes 661 amino acids. Gene Ontology annotation, molecular function: succinate dehydrogenase (quinone) activity; electron transfer activity; flavin adenine dinucleotide binding. The transcript is spliced from 9 exons. NCBI's taxonomy places the organism in Eukaryota, Metazoa, Arthropoda, Insecta, Hymenoptera, Formicidae.